Messenger RNA from Diospyros lotus (date-plum), 1264 nucleotides. RefSeq names its product probable CCR4-associated factor 1 homolog 7. Gene Ontology annotation, cellular component: CCR4-NOT complex; P-body; CCR4-NOT core complex. NCBI's taxonomy places the organism in Eukaryota, Viridiplantae, Streptophyta, Magnoliopsida, Ericales, Ebenaceae. The record is from RefSeq and is a predicted model, not a curated record. Gene Ontology annotation, molecular function: nucleic acid binding; poly(A)-specific ribonuclease activity. The transcript has 2 exons. The coding region runs from base 307 to 1131 and encodes 274 amino acids.
UAUAAUAUUGGCACCAACACAACAGGUCGAAACCCUAAUCUUCGCCUCCGCCCUACGUAGACCGACCUUUCUCUCUCUCUCUCUCUAUCGUCAAUUCUUUGUCUAUAUGUUCGACCCAUUCACCAUUGAGCCUCCAAUGCAAAGCUUUGCCAUUUGAUAUUUCUUGAUCUUGCCCGGAUCAGGAAGUAUCAUCGUAACAGGUUCGUCACGGUCUUAGUGCUUCCGUCGAUAAUCGGAUUGUUGUCGUUGUUGUUGUUGUUGUUGUCGUCGUCGUCGUCGUCAAAGCGGCUCCGUGUGUUUCUAGAGAUGCCGCUUUUGCCUAAAAGCGAUCCGAUUCAAAUCCGGGAGGUUUGGAAUGACAAUCUGGAGGAAGAGUUUGCUUUGAUUCGGGAAAUUGUCGACAAUUUCCCGUAUGUUGCCAUGGACACGGAGUUCCCGGGGAUUGUUCUGCGUCCCGUGGGUAGCUUCAAGAACAAUAGCGAUUAUCAUUACCAGACUUUGAAGGACAACGUAGAUAUGUUGAAAUUGAUUCAGUUAGGCCUUACCUUUUCCGAUGAGCAAGGGAAUUUGCCGACCUGUGGCACUGACAAGUGUUGCAUUUGGCAGUUCAAUUUCCGCGAGUUCAAUGUUAACGAGGAUGUUUAUGCAAACGACUCGAUUGAGCUUUUACGCCAGAGUGGAAUUGAUUUCAACAGACACAAUGAGAGGGGUAUUGAUGCAAAGCGCUUCGGGGAGCUAUUAAUGUCGUCUGGCAUAGUCUUGAAUGAUAGUGUUUAUUGGGUCACGUUCCACAGCGGUUAUGAUUUUGGGUACUUGCUUAAGUUAUUGACUUGUCAAAAUUUGCCCGAGACUCAAGCUGGUUUCUUUGCUCUGAUCAAUAUGUACUUUCCUGUCAUUUAUGACAUUAAGCAUCUCAUGAAGUUCUGCAAUAGCCUUCAUGGUGGAUUGAACAAGCUUGCGGAAUUAUUGGAAGUUGAGAGAAUUGGUGUUUGUCACCAGGCUGGUUCAGAUAGCUUGCUCACAUCUUGUACAUUCAGGAAGUUGAAAGAGAAUUUCUUCAGCGGCUCACUUGAGAAGUAUGCUGGUGUUCUGUAUGGUCUAUGUGUUGAAAAUGGACACAGUACUCACUGAAAAAAAUAAUAAUAAAAAGUAAGAACAAUGAAUGAUACCGGUUUGUUGAACUAAAUGUGUGUGCGUCUUGACACUCACAUUUCUAUGUACACUUUUGGCAAGAUCUUAAUUAAGUAUUCCCCCUUCUGAUAAA